UGUUAAGAGCUUAAAAGGAAAAUGGGUUGAAGCCAAACCAUCCCAACAAGCUGCAAUUCUUAUUAGCUUCUCUGGUUUUCUGCCGAACGUAACAUGGCAGAAGCUGUUGUUAUUUUUGUUCUGGGGAGGGUUGCUGAUGUACUUGCUGAAAUCCAACUUCCCAAGGAUGUUCGCCCGGAAAUCCUGCGGCUGAGAGAUGAGCUGAAGCGGAUGCAGUGCUUUUUAAAAGAUGCAGAUGCAAAGCAAGAAGACGAUCUGCAGGUGCGCAAUUGGGUUUCUGAUGUCAGAAAUCUUGCUUAUGAUGCUGAAGACCUCAUUGACACAUACAUCCUCAAAGUUUCAUCCUACAAGUUCAAGAAAUGGAACUUUGUUAAGAGAUAUGUUUCCACUCUCAAGGCCCGUUCCAAGAUUGGGAAAGACCUUGUAUUUCUCCGCACAAGAAUCUCUGACGUUUCCAUCAGCCACGAGGCAUACAACAUAAGAAGUAUUGGUGAAGGAACAAGUCAUGCCAAUGAAGGACUACUGAAGCUGCGGCGAUCAACUCCUCGUGGCCAGGAUAAGGAUAUUGUUGGUCUGGAGGAAGAUAUAGCAACUCUGGUUGCACGACUUGUCUCGGAGGAUCAGUGGCGUGCAAUUUCAAUAGUAGGCAUGGGUGGUAUCGGUAAGACCACUUGUGCUAAGGAAGUCUAUAAUCAUGCUGACAUUCAAACUUGUUUCGAUCGCCGUGCUUGGGUCUAUGUAUCCCAACAGUUCAGAACAAGAGACGUACUGCAGAGCAUUAUAAAACAAGUUUCAACAAGAACAAAAGACAUGGCGAAGCUGGGAGAAGACGAGUUGGAAGAAAUGCUCUAUAAACUUUUGGAAGGGAGACGCUAUCUGAUUGUUUUAGAUGAUAUAUGGAGCACCAGCGCUUUUGACAGUCUUGCAAAGGUCUUCCCGAACAAUCACAGUGGAAGUAAAUUAUUUCUAACAACUCGCAACAACAAUGUCGCUUUGCAUGCCGAUACCCAGAGCCUUCCCCAUGAACUGCGAUUUCGUAGCAAAGAGGACAGUUGGAAGUUGUUAUGCCGAAAAGCAUUCACUGGAAGUAUUGAGGGAAUGUGUACUCCACAAUUGGAGGAAAUCGGAAAGGAAAUUGUGGAGAAAUGUGCUGGUCUACCGCUAGCCAUCGUUGUGUUGGGGGGCAUGCUUUCAAGGAAAAGAAGGCUGAGUGAAUGGCAAAGGGUUCUGAACUCCAUCAGCGCACUGUUAGCCCGUGGUCCGAAUGCUGUAUCGGCAAUACUAGCUUUGAGCUAUUAUGACUUGCCUUAUUACCUUAAAUUUUGUUUUCUCUACUUGGGGUUAUUUCCUGAGGACUACUUAUUCUCUGCACGUAAACUUUUUCGGCUAUGGAUUGCAGAGGGCUUGAUCCCAUAUUACGAUGGAAGGAUGGAGGAACUUGCAGAGGAAUAUCUGAAUGAGCUGAUUGAUAGAAACAUGGUUCAAGCAGCGAGGUUGAGUGCAAAUGAUAGGGUGAAACACUGCCGAUUGCACGACUUAAUGCGAGACCUCUGUAUCUCAAAGGCUAAGUCAGUGGAAUUUCUUUAUAUUCAUUCGAAUCUGAAGUGCAGUAUCUUUCAGCCAUUACAAUGCUCUCACUCUCGAGCCCGUCAUCAUGCUGUCUACUCCGGCUAUAUUUCCUCCCUGGAUGAGUCAACUCCAAACCUCCGAUCACUCCUCUUCUUUAAGUUUGAACAAAUUGGAAGUGAAAUUUCGCUUUCUCAUGUCUGCAGAAGUUUUAAACUCCUUAGAGUCCUGGAAUUAGAAGAUGUGAAGUCAUGGGGAAUUCCAAGAGCAAUCGGAGAAAUGAUCCAUUUGAAGUACUUGGGGUUAAGGCAUUGCUCUAUAGGCUCGCUUCCAGAAGAAAUAGGAUGGUUGUCCAACUUGCAGACUCUUGAUAUUCUUGAAAAUGUCAAGAUUAUGAGGGUUCCUGAUGUGUUGUGGAAGAUGAAAAGCUUACGCCAUCUCUACAUGUAUCUUCCUCCAUUCACUGGCAAGUUGCGAAUUGACACUCUCCAAGACCUCCAGACUUUGGCAGGCAUAAAUGUUGAUAGUUUGAGAGGAAUAAACUCUGCCAAUUUAAUCAGUCUUCGGAAGUUGAGCUUGACUGGAAGCAUCAUCACAACCAGUGCAGAGAUUUUUGGUUCCUUAGCCAAUCUUCCGAACCUCCACUCCUUGUCCUUAACGUCUAUAGAUACUUUGUUUCCAACACUCUCUGCACUUUCUUGUCUUCGCUCUGUCUUUAAGUUGCAUCUGAGUGGAGGGAUAAGAAAGCUACCUAACACACAUGAAUUCCCUCCAAAUCUCAACCAGUUGAUCUUGCAUCAAUCCCGUCUUGAAAACAAUCCUUUGGAGAUACUUGAGAAGCUGCCUUAUCUAUUUGUUCUUAGACUAAAACAUUCUUCUUACCGUGGAAAAAAACUGAAAUUUUCUGCCAACGGCUUUCCUCAACUCGAGUAUCUAGAGCUUGAAUUCUUGGAUUCUUUGGAAGAGUUGGAAGUUGAAGAAAGUGCAACGCCGAAGCUGAGGAGUUUGCAAAUCACCUACUGCAAAAAGUUAUGGAUGCUCCCUGAAGAAAUUAAGUCAUUAACUACUCUCCAAGAGUUGGUGUUCGAAGGGAUGCCAAGAAGAUUCAUAGAUAGGCUGCAAGGAGAAGACCGUCACAAAGUCCAGCAUGUUCCCUCUAUCAUAAAGUCAUAAUCGUGCAAUUUGUCUACACCAGGUUCAAAAAAGUUCUGCAUAGGUUUCUCCCAGAAGAGCUUGGAUCAUGUGUUCCACUCGUUCUAUGAUUUGGGGCGGGGUGGGGGAGGGGUGACGCGGUGAGUGUACAACCAAAGAUAAACUAGUGCAGACUGCGUCUGUCUGCAACAAGAAGCUGCAGGGGUCGAACGAUGGUCACGUAUAGCUUGCUUUAAGCUCAAGAAACAUUCAAGAUUGAUUGUAAUUCUAGCCAUACUUAAUUUCAUUUUCUGAUUUUUAUUCAAUUUGAAUAUCCAUAUAUGCCUUGUAUAAUUCACAUAUCAAGAUAUCAUAGUGUUUGUCAAGAAAUUAGAUGCCGAUGAAUUUUCCAAUAAUUUUAUAUGCUUAUCAAAGUAGCCUCUUUUUUCUUAGAAAGAUGUUGAAACUGUAACAAAAGAAAGAUGGUGACAGUUUUCUAGAAAAGUUCACUGUAUUAUCUUGAUGCCGUGUGAAACUA
Molecule: messenger RNA, 3235 nt
Organism: Malus domestica (apple)
Lineage: Eukaryota; Viridiplantae; Streptophyta; Magnoliopsida; Rosales; Rosaceae
Product: disease resistance protein RPP8-like
Biological process (GO): defense response to other organism
Molecular function (GO): ADP binding
Source: RefSeq, a predicted model, not a curated record